AUGUUUAUUAUAUUGUUAUACGCUUUCUUUUUGGUUGCGAUUACAUCCGUGGCCAUGGGAAUACCCCUAGAGAUAUCACCGGAUCUAAUUAUAAAUUCCGGUAUUUCCUUAGUCAAACGCGACUCAUAUCCUAAUUGUACCAAACCGAGCUAUCCUAUCUAUCAAAAUUCCUAUUGCACGACAUCUAACGUUGUGAAGGUAACAUGCGCAUCUGCAGGAAAUCCAAAUCUUACCUUUGUACUUCGACAGGAUUGCCAACCGUACGAAAACUGUAUUGACCAUGUGGACCAACAAAAUGUCUCACGUGCAACGUGCACUGAUUCUAACAACAUCAGAAAAUGGGAUAAUAAGGAUUCCGAUUCACGUAUCUGUUCAGAAAAUGAGGCAUACGACACCGAUGUUGGAAAAGAUUUAAUACUUGGUGUAACAACAUAUGCAACGACUAAUAAUCCAAUGCGAGUGUAUAUUUUAGAAGCAUUUAUGUCUGGUAAUUCACUUGGUCAACUCUUUAAUCGACACAAUUAUACUAAAAUAAUCAAGAAUUAUGAUGGCAAUUCAAAAAUCAAAUACUGUUUUACGGCGGGCACCACACAGAAAAUAAUAGCUCUUGCUGCUGCCUUUG
Messenger RNA from Dentiscutata heterogama, 622 nucleotides. The record is from the annotation of a GenBank genome assembly. NCBI's taxonomy places the organism in Eukaryota, Fungi, Glomeromycota, Glomeromycetes, Diversisporales, Gigasporaceae.